CGGCAGCAGCAGCAGCAGCAGCACUUGGGCCAUGGCGGAGGACGAGCCGCAGAAGCAGCAGCUGGACAUGCCACUGGUCCUGGACAAGGACCUGACCAAGCAGAUGCGGCUGCGCGUGGAGAGCCUGAAACAGCGUGGGGAGAAGCGCCAGGACGGUGAGAAGCUGCUGCGGCCGGCGGAGUCCGUGUACCGCAUCGACUUCAUCCAGCAGCAGAGGCUGCAGUUCGAGCGCUGGAACGUGGUGCUGGACAAGCCGGGCAAGGUCACUAUCACCGGCACCUCGCAGAACUGGACACCGGACCUCACCAACCUCAUGACGCGCCAGCUGCUGGACCCGGCUGCCAUCUUCUGGCGCAAGGAGGACUCAGAGGCCAUGGAUUGGAACGAGGCUGAUGCCCUGGAGUUCGGCGAGCGCCUGUCGGAUUUGGCCAAGAUCCGCAAGGUCAUGUACUUCCUCAUCACCUUUGGUGAAGGGCUCGAGCCUGCUGACCUCAAGGCCUCCGUGGUGUUCAGCCAACUCUGAUGGGGUCACCCACUGCCCCCUCUGCCCCCGCCCUGUCCCUGCCUGGACCUCCCACAGUGGGUUUUGAGGGACAUUCUUCUAGUUGCUCAGCCUGUGCUCUGUGUGGUCAGAGGCCCCCUUAGUCCAUGUCCUCCUCUCCUUUACCCUGGUGUCAGAGCUCUGCCUCCCAGGAAGAUCCCACCGCUCUGUAGUCUAGAAACUACACUGGCCACUGAGGCCACCCCCGUAGAUGAUAGAGACCUGGUAGGGGCUCAUAUGGCAGGUGGAGAGGCUAUGGGCACCUGCCUUCUCUGCUUCAUUGUGAGGGAGUGAGACCAAGAGAGACAGAGAGAUUCAAACCAGUCAUCUGGCUUUCUCCAGAGACGGGGAGAUGGAGAUGACAGGAGCAACCUCCUUGGGGAAUCCAGGAAGCAGGCUCUGCUCUCCGAUGGACAUGGCACCUUGGCCACCCUUGUCAGGAGCUGAACACCCAGCUUGAGAACUCAGGAAGGUGCUGCUUCUGCUUUGACCCAGUGUGGUCCCAGGAUGCCUCAGGGCCCCCAGGACGUGGGGCAAGGUUGCUGCAGGGCUAAUGUGGGUGGUGGUUUGCAGCCCAGUUCUGGUUCCGGUGGAUGAAGGGGAGCUAUAUAAAGUCACACAGAUCUACCUACCUACCUAUAUAUACACACACAUCGAGAUGGAUGCUGUAUUCCUACAGGAGUAUCCAAGGAUCUAUCCCUGCCCUGUGGACAAGUCUGAUUUUGACAAGUUAUCCAUUGAACAAUUGCUGCUGGUUCAAGGGUGACUCUUGGCAGGGGCUUGACUGACAAGACCUGGGGGCUUCCUGAGCAGGGAGACCUUGAGAUUAAUACAGUGCAGUGGAAGUAGUUUAGUAAAGGGUUUUCCUCUGCCUGGGAGGGAGACUGGAUACAGGGGAUCCAGGGCCCUGGGAGCUGGAGACAUUGUGUCUGGAAGAAGUGUCUGGAAGCAGGGCUCCCCAGAUCACUGGCCAGAGAAAAGCAGGUAUUCCUCCUACUGGAGCAUCUCUUGGCAUUUCCUGGGCUGCUUGAGUGGAGCUAGGGGAGGGUGUGGAUGAAGCCUAAGGGGGUGGUUAUAAGGGCUGAUGGUCUGAAGUGGGCUGGAGGUGGCAGUGAUGUGACUCUGUCCUUGGAGGUCAUUGGGGGCAAACCAUUCACCAGAUAUGGAAACUGAGGCAGUUACCAGCAGAUUCCCCUUCCCAUUACACAGGCGCAAAGCCCCCCUUUUUGAGGAGUCUGACCUGCUGCCUGGUAUCAGACAGGGGCACCUUCACAAGUGCCUCCAACGCCUUGUCUCAAGGCUGGCUCUGUCUUGACCCUGGCCAGAGACACGCUUUGACAGGGCCAUCAGGGCACUUGGCUCUGAAAAUGGAAGUGCUGAGACCUGGCGGGUCAGAGCCAUCCCCAGUGGUGGGGCCGAUGGGGGCGGGCCCCCUCUGAGCGGUGUGGAAGGUCGUGUGGGGUCAGGAUUCUGUAGUGGGAGACUGGCUGUGGUGAGCUCUGGUUCAGUGUAACUCUGGCUCUGGGGUCUGUUCUGGGACAUGUUUGGGGAAGUGCUGGCCUUGCCUGUAGCCAUUGCUGCCUUAUUCUCUGCUCACUGUGGAGGUCGGGGGUAGGUCAGACCCCUGGGAAGUCCUCCCUUUCUGCCUCUUUGCUUGACCUCUCCCUGUAGUUCUGGGGACCCCCAGACUGAUUAUCCCUGCCUCUGUCCCAUCCCAUCUUCCUGUGGGGUUCCAAGUGCCUCUGCCGUGCCCACUGCGCGUGCCCAAUAAAGGCUGUGUGCCCUGCC
Molecule: messenger RNA, 2329 nt
Organism: Sciurus carolinensis (gray squirrel)
Lineage: Eukaryota; Metazoa; Chordata; Mammalia; Rodentia; Sciuridae
Gene: Omp
Product: olfactory marker protein
Exons: 1
Coding region: 32-523 (163 amino acids)
Biological process (GO): signal transduction; sensory perception of smell
Cellular component (GO): neuronal cell body; axon; cytosol
Source: RefSeq, a predicted model, not a curated record